Messenger RNA from Talaromyces marneffei, 882 nucleotides. RefSeq lists its product as uncharacterized. The record is from RefSeq and is a predicted model, not a curated record. NCBI's taxonomy places the organism in Eukaryota, Fungi, Ascomycota, Eurotiomycetes, Eurotiales, Trichocomaceae. The transcript has a single exon. The coding region runs from base 1 to 882 and encodes 293 amino acids.
AUGGCAUAUAAUAUUUUUUCCUCUCCCCUCUCCAUCACCUCACUGCUUACCAUACUGCUCGCUUUUGCCGUCGCUCUUGCGUCCCCGCUACAUCCAGCGAACCUUGACAUCCCAAAAGUGUUUAUUAUCGGCCUUCCUAACACAGGAACCAAAUCACUUGGAAAUACCCUCGCGAGACUCCCCCUUCGACGAUCGGGGUGGAAGGAUAUCGAUUCCCGAUACCUUUAUCACAUGUACACGGCGAAUCGUACCGCACCUCUUAUAUCUUAUGCGCAAAACUACGACAUACUAGAAGACCUUCCCUGGGCAAUCGCAUACAGAGAACUUGCCACCGCGUUUCCAGAUGCAAAAUUUAUUCUGACUUCGCGUGCGACCGAGAGUGCAUGGCUGGAAAGUAUCGGCAAACACAAUGAGCGCCGCAAGUGGAUUGGUAAUAAAAAGGUAUUUGGGUGCAAAAAGGCUAGCGGAGAGAAAUGUAAAAAAAAAUACCUGGACGCAUACCGGGCGCAUAAUGAGGGUGUGCGGGAUUUUUUUGACAAGGAAGGAAAAGAACGCCUCCUGGAGCUGGUUGUUGAUGCGCCAACGGAAAUGACGAGCAUCAAGACAGGGGGCAAAGAUACCGUGAUGGUCGACACCAAAUGGCUGUCGUUGAUUGAUUUCCUAGACUUAGAGGAGUAUGUUGAAAGAUCUGGAUGGUGGAGAAAGCUAGGGUUAUUCCCAGAGAAUAAUACCGUCACCGGCAAGCUGGGCAAGCUGUGGAGUAAACUCCAACAUGCGUGGGUUGGGACGAUGAAUGCAUGUGAGAAGGGAAUAUUGAAGGGGGUCAAACUGACCGUGAAAAUCGUCAAGGGUUUCGGGUUUCUCACCGCGCGAGGACUGUAA